Molecule: messenger RNA, 937 nt
Organism: Coprinopsis cinerea okayama7#130
Lineage: Eukaryota; Fungi; Basidiomycota; Agaricomycetes; Agaricales; Psathyrellaceae
Exons: 3
Coding region: 29-841 (270 amino acids)
Source: RefSeq, a predicted model, not a curated record
CCAGCAACUCUUAUAUAUCACCCACACCAUGUUCCGCAUUCAAGCAGUCAGAGCUUCCCAAACCCUCGCCCAUACUGCACGAAGGACGUAUGCCACGGCCUACCCCCCUCCACCUUCCGGCCAACCCGCUCCUAAUCCCAAAAAAGCAAAUGAAUCAGACAACACACUCCUUUACACCGGGUUGGGCUUGGCCGCAGCCGCAGGCGCCUAUUUCUACUUUAAGAGUCCUGAAGAAGCCGACAGAAUCCAGUCGAUCCAGGACAAGGCAAAGAGAGACGAAGAAAGAGUACGAGUGACCUCCCGUGAGGCAUACGAUGCCGCGAAAGACCGUGCUCAAGACACAGUCGACAAAGGUCGUGCCAGGUUGGAGCAAGCAGAGGACAAGGCCAAGGGAACCUACGAUGCUGUCAAGGCUCGAGUAGAUGACAAGACCUUCCAAGCAGACCAAAACCGCCGUGGUCUCUUCGACAGAGCGGAGGAGCACAUCGAAUCCGCCAAGCGCUCUACGCGCGGCUCUCUCGACAGCGCGCGAAGCUCUACCGAGAACCUCUAUCGCGACGUUCGUAGCUCUACCGAGCGCAAAGCCCAAGAGCUCCGAGACGAUGCUGAUAGAAAGGGCUCUGAGUUCCGACGCGAAGCCGAUAGGAAAGGAGAGGAGGUGAAGGAAGGUUGGUUCAGUUGGCUGGGGUACGGAAAAGAGAAGGUUGCUGAAGGAGAGAAUGAGCUGAAGGAGGGCAGGGAUAAGUUUGAGUCUGAGGCUGAUAGGUUGAAGAGAGAGGGGGCAAGCAAGGUCGCAAGUGCUGCUGAUAACGUCCGACAGAGAGCGGAGAAGCAUACAUGAUCGUUGUAACUCGAAUAUUCAGGGACUUGUGUAACAUAUAUUGCUUCAGAUUUCCACGUGUUGUACCCGCAAAGUAAUACUUCCCCUCAUUUGUAC